Rhopalosiphum maidis (corn leaf aphid) is the source of this 905-nucleotide messenger RNA. RefSeq names its product 28 kDa heat- and acid-stable phosphoprotein-like. NCBI's taxonomy places the organism in Eukaryota, Metazoa, Arthropoda, Insecta, Hemiptera, Aphididae. Gene Ontology annotation, cellular component: cytosol. Gene Ontology annotation, molecular function: RNA binding. The transcript is spliced from 5 exons. Bases 151 to 723 code for a protein of 190 amino acids. The record is from RefSeq and is a predicted model, not a curated record.
AUACAGACUCGCUAGUCUUGUCCCUCAAAAUCAUUUUGAAAUCCAAAAUUCGUAAAUAGAUCGUGCACAUUGCUCAGUUGUAUUUGUGUUCGAUAAACGUUACUAGAUAAUUACUUAUCUGUCACUAAACGAAAGCCUUAAGUGUUCAAAAUGCCAAGAGGAAAAUGGACUAAUCACAAGGGAAGGAGUCGCAGGUUUACAAACCCCGAAGAAUUAGAAGAACAGAGAAAACGUGAAGAACAGGAAAGAAGGUGGAAGAAAAAUAACAGAGGUGAUGAUGAAUCAUCAAGUGAAGAAGAAAAACCCGUGACCAAAGGAGACAAAAGCAAUAGUGAGGAUGAAUCGGAGAGUGAAAGCGAAUCUGAAGAAGAAUCCGACGAUAAUAAAAAAGGUGUUGCUGGCCUGAUACAAAUUGAAAAUCCAAAUAGGAGACAGUUAAAAGCAAAGAAAUUAGCUACGCUUAACGAAACCUUAGAUACAGCAGAACCAGCUCAGUUAUCUAGGCGUGAAAGAGAAGAAGUUGAAAGACAACGGAAAAAACUGCAUUAUCAAAAGCUGCAAGCUGAAGGUAAGACAGAUGAAGCAAGAGCAGAUUUAGCUAGAUUAGCAAUCAUUAAACAACAACGUGCAGAAGCUGCAAAAAAGAGAGAGGAUGAGAAAAAAGAAAAAGAGAUGGCCAAGAUUCAAAAAUCAGCCGAGAUGCAAAAAGCACUCGGAAAAUAGAAAAAUUUAAAUUAUGGACUGAUAUGUAAUGUAAGAAUUAAAUUACAAUUAUGUUCAAUUAUUAUGUUAGGCAGCCAUUUUCAAUAUGCUACUAUAAUAUAUGCUUUAAUUUAUAGUAGUUAUUAUAAUUAUCAUGAUUUACAGACAUUCAUCUAAAUUAAACACCUAUCAAAUAUUGUUUA